Arachis stenosperma is the source of this 556-nucleotide messenger RNA. RefSeq names its product late embryogenesis abundant protein Lea5. The record is from RefSeq and is a predicted model, not a curated record. Lineage: Eukaryota; Viridiplantae; Streptophyta; Magnoliopsida; Fabales; Fabaceae. The transcript has 3 exons. Gene Ontology annotation, biological process: response to stress. Gene Ontology annotation, cellular component: mitochondrion. Bases 1 to 405 code for a protein of 134 amino acids.
AUGGUUCCGCUCCGCCACCCCGACCCUAGCUUAAACUACACUUUCUCUUGUAUUGUGGUUAUAAAAGGAACCACACAGGGGGGCCAUCGCCCCCCUUUCCCACCACCUAGCUUCGCCCCUGCUCGCUCUCUCUCACAAGCAAACCGCCUUGGUGCUCUUGUUGCUGAAGCUUCCUCCUCCUUAAUCCCUCUUCGUCGGCGGGGUUAUGCGGCAGUGUCUGAUGCUUCAAAUUCCAUUGUAGAAGGAAAGGGGGGAGGAGGUGUGUGCAGAGAUUGGGCCCCAGAUCCAGUAAGCGGUUACUACAGGCCCAUCAAUCACACUCCACAAAUUGACCCGGUGGAGCUCCGACACAUGUUCCUCAACCGCAAACUCACAUCAGACCACACCCCGGGCCCACACUCAUAAUCAUAUUAUCAUAUCAAAACCAAAAGGCUUUUUAUGCUUCCUAUGAUCGUAUCCAAAAGCAAUAGCAAUGAUAUACUCGUUUUUGUUUGCGUGUCCUUAGUUUCUAUCCAUCUAUAUUUGCUAAAUUAGUAAUGGACUUAUCCUUCAUACU